AUGACACAACUAUCAUCUAAUCAAUUCAUAAGAAAUUUGACUAUUCAGGAUAUUGAUGAUUGUAUUAUUCUAGAAAGUAAAGGUUUCCCACCAGAACAAAGAUGUUCACCAGAAAAUUGCCGAUAUCGACUCUCUGUUGCAUCUAAUAUUUGUCUAGGAUUGUUUGAGACAACACCACUUGGUGAUUCCAAAUUGAUCGGACAUAUAUUGGCAACUAAAAUUGCUACAGAAAGAAUCACUGAAGCUGGAAUGGGUAAAAGAAUCCAAGGUGUUGAGAAUUCGGGUCAUUUUGAAAACUCAAGAAACAUUGGUAUUCAUUCAGUUGUAAUUGAUCCUGAAUAUAGAGGUGUGCAUCUUGGACAUAUUUUCUUAACUAAGUAUAUUGAAUAUAUUCGUCAGUUGAAAUUAGCAGAUAAAAUAUUGAUUAUUAAUAAAGAAUCUUUGAUACCAUUUUAUCUGAAGGUGGGGUUUGAAAAUUUGGGACUUACUGAUUGUCGGUUUGCUGGUUUAAUUGAUUAUGAUAUGGUUUACAAUUUGUAA
Molecule: messenger RNA, 540 nt
Organism: Candida dubliniensis CD36
Lineage: Eukaryota; Fungi; Ascomycota; Pichiomycetes; Serinales; Debaryomycetaceae
Exons: 1
Coding region: 1-540 (179 amino acids)
Cellular component (GO): cytoplasm
Molecular function (GO): aralkylamine N-acetyltransferase activity
Source: RefSeq, a predicted model, not a curated record